Messenger RNA from Procambarus clarkii (red swamp crayfish), 545 nucleotides. The record is from RefSeq and is a predicted model, not a curated record. NCBI's taxonomy places the organism in Eukaryota, Metazoa, Arthropoda, Malacostraca, Decapoda, Cambaridae.
UAGUCGUGGACGUCGAGUCGUUCUUCACGCUCGAGCCUCGACCACCAAUGGACAACCUGUUGCAAGACUCCAGUGCAGCCACUCCCCAAUCACCCUGCUGGCAGCAUGUAUCACAACAACGGUUAAAUGUGGACCCCUUACGUCAGCACCAGACACCACAGGAUCAGCUCGGAGGGGACAACCUCCUGCAGGGACUGUGGGGAGACUCGAGAACCACCUGCCGGGGACUUAUUCUCGACCUCACCUCCAGCAGCAACACCUCUCACCUCGCCCUCAGGUUGGUAGAAAUGUCUGGACUGUGGCGGCGGCCGGAGACGGUGGUGAUAGCUAUAGGUGGGAGGGCGGGGGUGAGGUCCCUGCUCCUCCACCACAGUCUCCGCAACACUGUCCACGCCCUCUACCUCGCCCUCCACCACGACCUCAACCUCGCUCUCCAAAACGGCACCUACUCCCCUCUACAAUUCAAUUAUUUAAGCCUCUGGAAGCCCCUCGUCCAGUUAGUUUACUUCAGUAAUGAACAAUACUCUGGAUCUAUGUAUACUUAG